Messenger RNA from Zymoseptoria tritici IPO323, 563 nucleotides. RefSeq lists its product as uncharacterized. NCBI's taxonomy places the organism in Eukaryota, Fungi, Ascomycota, Dothideomycetes, Mycosphaerellales, Mycosphaerellaceae. The transcript has 3 exons. Bases 1 to 393 code for a protein of 130 amino acids. The record is from RefSeq and is a predicted model, not a curated record.
AUGUCCCAGUCAAACGUCUGGACUCAACGCUCCAAACCCUCCUCGGCCUCCGCAUCCCGCACCCCUCAAAACCGCUCCUCCACCGCCUCUCCCAUCCAACCCGAAACAUCUCGACAAGAGAACAGCGGUAGCAAUGGCAGUCGACCUUCCGUGAACAAUGCAUGGGGUCAGCGCGGUACAGGAGGCGGAGAAGCACACAGCUCGUCGGGAAGUGGAUUCAAUGCGAACGAGGUGAAAGCGUUCCUAAGCAGGGAGCCUGCGCCGGAGGCCUACGCGGGUGCGAAGACGAGUGGGGCCGCGGCUUGGGGAUCGAAGGCGAAUGCAAUGGCGAACGGACAGCCGUUUUUGGGACAGUUGGCAAAGCAGAUCGCGGCUGUCGAGGGUGGUGGUUGAAGUGUCGCGGAUGAAGUGUGGAAAGUGAGAAGUGAGAGAGAGAGAGCGGAAUUGCCAUCACGAAGGAAUGCACAGAGGAGAACUACGGACUGCAAACGAAGAAGCCGUAUACCGCAGGAUAACGAAGUCAAUGACAACGCAGAUCACAAAUCGCUGUUAGGACGCUACUG